UUAUUGUAUUAUCCUGAAUUUCAUUUUUCAAUAUAUUUAUAUAAAUUGAGAGCAUCAUGUCGUCGGAACCGAGGGAUGUUAAAAAAACGAAAGGUCGUGUUGUUGCAUCUAGAUACAAGCAAGCUGCUGAUGAUUUUCCAAAAACCAAAGCCACACCGAAAGACGGAACUUUUCUUGGUGCUAAAUCUAGAGCUAAUGAGACUACAAUAAAUCCAUCCUUCCUCGAUUCAGCAACGCCAAGAUUUGGGCCUAGUUUCAAUAUGAGAAAGAAAGGUAUUCAAGAGUUUACUUCAACGCCAAUGGUAGCAGUUUCUUCAUGUUCUUCAGCACCAAUGGUUCCAAUUCCUUCAUGUUCUCAUAUUUCGUUAGAAGGUCGAAGUGAUACUACUUUUAGCCAUACAAACUUGGAAAGUACUCGAAUUUCAAAAAGUGCUUCAGCUUCAUCAACUUCAUCUUCUUUGGUUUCUGAUGGAAAUAAAAAACAGUUGCAUCAGUUAAAUAGCAGACAGCAAGAAGAAGAGAUAGACGUGUUGUAUGCCCAGUAUUUGCAAGCUGCAUUUCAGCUCAGUCAAGCAAAGUCUGAUAUGGAAAAGAACUCGAAAUGUGCUUUAGAAAAGUAUCACAAAAUGUGGCGCUUGUCGCAAGUUUAUCUGCAUAAUAGCCAAGCUGCACGCAAAUGUUUGUCAUUAGUUCAAUGCCUACUGGAAACAUAUGAGCUUCUGAAAGAAAGAGAAAAAGUACUCAAAUCUGUUGUUGACAUUCUUCCCACACUAAGGAGUCAGUAUGAGAAGAUAGCUACAGCUGUUGAUUCUGUCAGACAUCAGUUACUAGUCAAGAAUGUUUGUUUACCAAGUUCUGAUUGUGAAGGGGAACAACUGACCCACUGCUUAAAUGAAGUUUGUAAUUUACUAAGCGAGCUUAUGUCCUCGAUGCAUUCCAUUGAUGAAAUAAACUCUUGUGCCAUCAAUCUCGCCUCUUUUGCUUCCAAUGGAGAAUCUUUAGUUCCAGAAAUUGAAAGAUGCCUAAAUGUUCUUGAAAAACUAAGGCAACUCCUUCUUUGCAAAGCCGCUUUUGUUCUAUGAAAUUUGGGAUUUGAUAUUGGACAAAUCAUAGUGCUUGUAAAUAAGAUAUAUAUUUAUAUUAUGUUUCUUAUCGCCAUGAUUGUAAAUAAGAAUUUGUCUGUACACCAUGCUGUAAAUAGUAUUUAUUGUUAGAGAGAAAAUUUUAUGUGUUGUAUUUUUGUGAAAAUUUUGUAAAUAUUUUUUGAUAAAGCUUUCAAUCUUUGUGCAUUUUUAACUCUUAUAUUU
This is a messenger RNA of Uloborus diversus, 1307 nucleotides long. RefSeq lists its product as uncharacterized. The record is from RefSeq and is a predicted model, not a curated record. The transcript is spliced from 9 exons. Bases 57 to 1082 code for a protein of 341 amino acids. Lineage: Eukaryota; Metazoa; Arthropoda; Arachnida; Araneae; Uloboridae.